Labeo rohita (rohu) is the source of this 3435-nucleotide messenger RNA. It is a transcript of the gene dcp1b, whose product is annotated as decapping mRNA 1B. The record is from RefSeq and is a predicted model, not a curated record. Gene Ontology annotation, molecular function: mRNA binding; enzyme activator activity. Gene Ontology annotation, cellular component: P-body. The transcript is spliced from 10 exons. NCBI's taxonomy places the organism in Eukaryota, Metazoa, Chordata, Actinopteri, Cypriniformes, Cyprinidae. The coding region runs from base 261 to 1751 and encodes 496 amino acids. Gene Ontology annotation, biological process: positive regulation of catalytic activity; deadenylation-dependent decapping of nuclear-transcribed mRNA; deadenylation-independent decapping of nuclear-transcribed mRNA.
UGUGCGCGGAAACGCAACGCUCAACUCGUUCUGUCUUGUUGUCAGCGCAAACAUGGCGAGAGCAGUAGCUGUUCAGGAGUUAGAGAAGUGAUAUAAAGCGAUAUAUUAACGUUUUACUAAUUUGCAGAAGAUUGAAAAUAUACACCAAGAGACCGGAACGUGUAAUAAAGUGUUUCAGUCUUGUUUUACAGAGUUGAAUCUCGUUUUAAAGGAAUUUUAGGAUUUUUGCGGUAUUUUAAGUGCAGAAUAGGACUGGAGCCAUGACUGCAAGCACAGGUGGCGGCGGCGGGAGCUGUUUAUCCAUGAGUCUGUCUGCCCUAAAGAGACUCGACCCCUACAUCAGCAGCAUCACAGACCUGGCUAGCCAAGUAGCACUUUACACCUUCAACAACACCACUAAUGAAUGGGAAAAGACAGAUGUGGAGGGAACCCUGUUUGUCUAUAACAGGCUUGCCUCCCCCAGGCACGGCUUCACCAUCCUGAAUCGCCUGAGCAUGGACAACCUGACCGAACCCAUCACUAAAGACUUAGAUUUCCAGCUGCAGCAUCCAUUUCUGCUGUACAGGAACGCUCGCUUGUCCAUCUACGGCAUCUGGUUCUAUGAUAAAGAAGACUGUCAGCGUAUAGCUGAGCUCAUGAAGAAUUUGGCAGGGCUGGAACAGCAGUUACAGCCACAAAUGGCAAUUGGCUCUGUCUCUCCACGAUCUGCAGAGCAGGGUGUGGAUAUAAUGCAGAUGCUCACUAAAGCACGAGAUGACUAUGACAAGGGAAAACUCAGCGAGCCGAAAGAAAUUGGCAGUGGUGGUGUCAUUUAUGGAAACCCCCAUUUGAUCAAACCUAUUCCCCUCAAACCAGCACAGGACGCACACAUUCAGGGACAAACACAGCAGGAUCCAGAGAUGGAUUCAAAGCACCUCUCGGUUGUCACUUUGUUCGGUGCUCAAUUAAAACCGGACUCUGUCUCGCCACAGCCCACUUCAGCUGUCAACAGAAUGGGUCCAACGCGGUCAGCAGUGGCCCGCUCACUAUCUUACGACGACCCUUCUCCCGCAGGUGGCGCUGUGGUGUCCAACACCCCCAUGCAGCACUGUCCAGCCAUCCACAAGCUCAUGUCUGGUUCGCUGCUGCAGCCUCUUUCUGAAUCCCCAGAGAGCCGUUUGUGUGAAAACGGGGCAGUCCAAAACCAGCCUGACCCAAUACAAAAACUGCUAAUGAACCCUCUUCCUGUGGCAGGGACUCCGGGGAUGCCUUCCUUACAGUUAAAUCAGGGAGAAAGUGGGGUGGGGGCCCAAAUCCACCCUAAGGCUACAGCCUCAGGGCUGGGCCCAGCUCAGCACCUGCUCUAUGUCCCAAACAAAGCAUCUCCUGCUGGAAUGGCGGGGAACGUGGUGUCGCCACAUGAGCUUCUGCAGAGGCUCACAUUGGUGCAGCAGGAACAAGAGCUCCUACAGCCCAGUUUGACCACCAGCAGCCCCAGUCUCAGCAAAAACAAUUCGACACAGGUACAGGUGAGCUCACCGCAGCGUAUCCCAGCGACUGUAGCCCCCACCCUCCUUUUGUCACCCAGCGUGUUCACCCAAACUAAAGCAACAAGAGCAGAACCAGAACCAGCUGAACCCAGAGCACUUAGCAAGACUCAGCUACAGGCCACGCUGCUCCACCUCAUCAAGAAUGAUGCCUCAUUCCUGGACACCAUCUAUGAAGCAUAUGUCUCCCGCCUAGCUACAGACUCCAGCUCAAAACCUUUCUGAAGCAGGAACACCAUCUGGACACGUGUACACGUACAUGCAGCUUUCAUGCUCUGAACCCAUAUUGGCAUCCCAUCUCAGGACUACCCUAUUCUGAAUGUAGCAUCCAAUAAUUCAGGCAGAUUCACAACAGGAAAACCAGUUUGAUUGCAAAUUGUGUGAUCUUCAUAUUCUAAAUUGAAUGAUCUGAAUGUCCUAUCAGCUUUGAAUUUGACUGUUGUACACAAGGGGCAAUCUUAAGUAUUUUAGUAUUUUCUUAAAGAAGAAUUUUAUGGAUUUUACAUUUAUCUUUUAGACAACAGGGCAAGACAUGUGCUGUAUGUUAAAGGAGUAGUUCACUUCCAGAACAAAAAUGAACAGAUAAUGUACUCACCCAGUUGUCGUCCAAGAUGUUCAUGUCUUUUUUCUUCAGUCGUAAAGAAAUUGUGUUUUUUGAGGAAAACAUUUUAGGAAUUAUCUCCAUAUAGUGGACUUCUAUGGUGCUUGUGAGUUUGAACUUCCAAAAUGCAGUUUAAAUGCAGCUUCAAAGGGCACUAAACAAUCCCAGACGAGGAAUAAAGAUCUUAUCUAGCGAAACAAUUGGUCAUUUUCUAAAAAAAAUAAAAAUGUAUACACUUUUAAACCUCAAAUGCUGGUCUAUCUCUGCGUGUACUCUGUGCAUUCCGGUUCAAUACAGUUAGGAUAUGUUGAAAAACCUCCAUCCCAUUUUCUUUUCCAACUUUAAAAUUGUCCUACAUUGCUGCAGAGGUACUGACCCAGUGUUUACAAAGUGAAUGUGCAAAGGUCAAAUGCCCUUUACAAAAGGUAAAACAGCAAUGUAGGACGAUUUGGAAGUUGGAGGAGAAAAUGAGAUGGGAGUUGUUUUUUUUUGACGGGAAUGCUGUCAACUGUCUUGAACGGGAAUGCACAGAGUACGCAUACGCAUGGCAGAGCUAGAAAAGAUGAGCAUUUGAGGUUUAAAAGUAUAUAAAUUUUAACUUUUUUUAGAAAAUGACCGAUUGUUUCACUAGGUAAGACCCUCAUUCCUUGGCUGGGAUCUUUUAGAGUCCUUUGAAGCUGCUUCGAAACUGCAUUUUGGAAGUUCAAACUCGCGGGCAACUCAAAGUCCACUAUAUGGAGAAAUCCUAAAACAAUUUCUUUACGACUGAAGAAAGAAAGACAUGAACAUCUUCGAUGACAACGGGGUGAGUACAUUAUCCGUAAAUGUUUGCCCUGGAAGUGAACUACUCCUUUAAAAUCUGAGUGGAAAGACAUUCUUUUUUUUUUAUGAAGGGAUUUUUAUCCUCUAAACAGACCCAAAAAGAAAGAAAAAACAGGACCCUAGCUUCAACAUGAUAAAUGACAAACAAGUCUUGAUUUCUAGCAUCUUCAUAUCACAUUUGACACAGGCAGAAACUGCCCUAAUUUCUGUACAAACCAGCAGUUAAAUAGUUAAUUUUAGUCACACUUUCAAAUGACAAUGAUUUUGUUUAAAUAUUCAAGCAAAGUGUACAUAUAUAUAUUCUAUUUUUCUAUGGUUCUGUUCUUAUAUCAACAUGCUGCAAUAUUUUUUGGUUCCAUUUUUUUUAAAAAAAGAAAAAAGACCGUAUCAUCAGUGUUUCCCAAUUGGCGUGUCAAACUUAAAACAAGUUGACAAUUUUAUUUUCUUCCAUUUGUUUUUCUAUUAAAAUAAUAUCCCAACACCCCA